Oppiella nova is the source of this 1746-nucleotide messenger RNA. The record is from the annotation of a GenBank genome assembly. Lineage: Eukaryota; Metazoa; Arthropoda; Arachnida; Sarcoptiformes; Oppiidae.
UUGAACGAUAUUAGUAAUCCAGAUGACCCUGUACCUCCUGAGAAAGGUAACCACUGUGGCACCAGGGUGAAUCAACAAGAUAGCGAUGGUCAAUUAAUAUUGCAGGGUGAGUGCGAACCAGACAACCGGUACUAUUGCUCCGAAGUGGGUCAACCCGCCUAUGAAAAGGAGUUGUGCCACACCUGUCACGAGGCAAUAGACAAUUACGGCUACGAUGAGUGCCACAAACGGUACAUUUGCGCCAAUAAUAACUCAGCCCUCAUAGGGCAAUGUGAUCCUGGUGCCCUAUACUAUUGCGAGAAAAGUGAUUCAAUAGCCACUUUUGUACAUAAGUGCUCGGACUGUAUCGAAGAUGUUCCUGGUAAAGGGUUCUGCGGUACUGGUUUCUACCAGUGCUCCGAGAUUGGGCAAAGGGCUGUAUUAAGAAAUAUAUGCCCCGACUGUCUGCCCCCCGUCACCAAUGAUACAAAUGAUGAGCCGCUUAUUGGUUAUGAUAGAUGUUAUUCAGCGGGUGAUCCAAAUGAUAAGCUAUUGGUAGGUGACUGCAAACGAUCAGGGUUAUACCGGUGCAACAUGGCGCACCAGGAAGCUACCCUGGAGCAAAUGUGUACCUACUGUCACCAGGAUUACGAUGAAUACCAGGGUGGUGAUGGGUGCUAUUCAUAUCCGCAACCAACCACCACUACACCAAAACCUACCGGCCCGCCCCCAGUCUACUGUAACCUCGAAGGGGAGUACAACAAAGUCUACGAUGACUAUGGUCAAAUCACAUGGCCAAUCGUGUCCAACGGCAAAUACUCGCAAGUCAAAUGCCCACACGGGGACGGUAUGAUGAGGUGGCUAUGUCUGGGCACCGGUAAGUUUGAUGAGACUAAUGGGUUCGAGUUUGAGGACUGUUGGCUGGAAGAGAUACUUGACAACGACAUACUACACGUGGAUCACGUGAUCACAACCCUGACCACUUUUGCCAAUAAUACGCGUACGGAUAACGGGCUACAGUCGGCGGAAGGGUUACAUAAGUCGCUGUCAAUUGUUGGCAAAAUAGUUGAGUAUUUGCCGACAGACGAGACAAAUAUGAUCGGGGAUAUGGAAACAGCGGACAAGAUUUCCCGGCUAUUCGUCGACAUAUUUAGCCAAAUGAUAGACCAGACAAAGGCCUGGAAUAAUAGCGAGGGUGCAGAUAGGGUAGGCCUGAGCUCACAAAUACUGUCAUACAUACAGUCCACUGGGUUUCUGGCUAAUUGUCAUAUACAGGGUUCCGCGGAUAGUGAUAUACCAGACUGUGUCUACUGGAACUACACUCAAGAAAAGUGGUCAUCAGAGGGCUGUCAGCUUUUGGAAAAAGAGUCCAAUCGGGACCACACAGUAUGCGAGUGCACACACCUGACUAACUUUGUGGCCCUGGUAGAUACCGAUGAUCGUGAGCCGUAUCAACCAGUGCUUGAUAUAUUGCGUUACAUAUUGGGCACCCUUUCCAUUAAAUCGGGUAUAACACAGGAGGUGAUUAAAAAGCAAGACUUUUUUGUUGCAAAUUUAAGUGCGUGUCAAUUGUGCACAACGAUUGUGGUUAUGAGUGGUCUGGACUGGGUGGACACCCCGAUUAUGAAGAUAGACACCAUGAUCUGGCUUGUUGUUGUGACCCUGGUGGUCGUGUUGGGUAUAUAUAUUAACGGCGUGGUCGAGGCCUUACCCCAACAUGGUGAGUCCCCCAUUGAUGUCCACCCUGGAGACGAAAAACAACCUUAA